GGCAGUUGCAAUCAGAUAUGCAAAUACUAUAUAUAAAUAUCUUUCCGAUCAUAAAGAAAAGCAAAAUGGAUAAUAUGUUAUCAAGUGAGUUACAAUUCAUAAAUUGUUGGUCGGUUCGAAACUAAAUUAUAUCAAACGAAAAUAAGUUCUGAAUAUGUGAGCUCUAAGCUAUUUGACAAGACUUGCAACAAUCUAUAUCCUGUUAGAAGUUUUUAAGAUAUACUUAAAAUCAGACAUUUUUAAAAUAUACUUUAACAAGUGUAUUAAAUCUUCGGCAUACGCUGACAAUAUUUCCUUCCUCUUUUUAAAUUGUAACAAGUCGAAAUGCCAUUUGUUUUAGUGUGUGGACUGCAAACUAGCAGGAAGUGGUUUAUCAUAAUGGAUGAGCCAACACUCUGUAACAUGGGGGACAUCAAGGCCAGCGGAAAAUGUUUGCUGGAGCCGGAACAGUUUGUUUCAAGGCUAAACUCGGAUUCCCGUUGGUUUGAAUGGGUGUGUAUUAAGCGGGCCAAGUUGAAGGUUUGGGAGCUCCAAGCUUAAAUGGUAAGAGUAACGAGUUGAAAAAACGUUGAAAUGGGUGUGAAGUUGAAGAAGGUUGAAUGGGAUCUCCCUAAACUUUCAUGUUAAGCAUUUAACAAGGCGAGUUGAGGGACGUCUUAGCUAAGUUAGGGUUUACUAAAAUCAAUAGGAUGAAAUAGGGUAUUUAUAAGAACUUAAAUACUUGCAUGACAUCAUUUUUUGUUUAAUAAUAAAUUAUUUUGAGUACAACAUAGAUUUUUCCAUAUUCAUAAGCCAAAGAGGAAAUUGCAAGCAACUAACAAUUGUUGAUUCACAAGCAUAGAAAUUACUCACAAGCAUUCGAAAUCAAUUCGAACUUCGAAUAUAUUCCCCUCAUUUGAGUGCUUGCCCUGACAAGCCCGUAGAGCACCAUGUGAAAGAUGCCCCUUAUUCGAAAAUCGCGCUAACCACCCUCCCUUUGACGUUACUUUACGUCUAACGUAAGCGAACGUAACGUAAUACGCUCUGUCGCAAGAGAGCUGCUUUCUGUUUGCUCGCUCUCGCGUUCUCUCUGGCUUAUUCUCUCGCGAAAGGUAACAGAGCCAAAGCCCAGCCGUGACUGUGACUUUUUUGGGGUGGCAAUCGAACUGCGUCCGGCACCGUCAGAGUUUGUGGUGUGAGUGGCUGUGGUUGGUGGUUCAAUUGGUUGGUUGUUGGCAUAAACAAAGCACACACACUCCAUCCACACAUCGCUGACUGUGUGUGUCUGUGUGCACGGGGGGGUGACAUUUGCCCGAGCGAGCGCCGUGUUGCUUCCUAGGAAGCACGAGAGCCGCUGUCGCCGUCGCCGUCGUCGUCGUCGUCGUUGCUGCCCGGCGUAGCUAUUUUAUAAAAGUGACUGCGGCAAGGAUAUUUACAGUCAGUCCACGCAGAACCUUGGAAAAGGCAGCAACAGACGCAAAAGCAGCUCGUAUACGGCAUAUUGUGUUAACGUAUUUUCCAUGCACGUAAAAACCAAAAGCUAAAAUCGCAAAGUUUCCGUUUUGGCGCCAAAUCAGAAAUGUUUUGGUGAAAACUGACAGAAGUGUUAAUUUUCUGAAGACUUCAAUUAAAGUGCUUUGCAAAUAGACAACAAGUGCAAUAAGUGAGAUUUUUCAGUUUUUUGAUAAAUCAAAAAAAAAAAAAAAAAAAACAAGACAAUGGCAAUUGCUUACUUUAUACCCGAUCAGGCGCAACUGUUGGCCAGAAGCAGGCAACAAAGUGCGCAACAAGCUGCAGGCAGCGUCGGCUCCCGUCCAGCGAAUCCCAGGCAGAACGAGUCCCGACAACAGCAGCAGCAUCGGCAGCAACAACAACAACAACGACAACGACAACAUCGCGCCGGCAAUACACAAUUUCGCGCCAACAUAUCGGUGCCGCUGGGACGCGAACAGGGUGCCAUGUCCAUGUCGGAGUUCGGCUGCUGGGAGCUGUUGGCCCAAAUCUUUUGCUAUGCCUUGCGCCUCUACAGCUACAAUCCCGCACAGCGCAGGCCGACGGUCAUUCAAAUCUCGUUUGAGAUCAGCAGCAACACAAGCGAUGCAGAUGCAAAUAUAGAAGAUGCAGAUGGAGUUGGAGAUGUGACUGAUGCGACUGCGAAGCGACGGGAGUAGAUAUUUGAUAAGGAGACGCUAAGACUACACACAACUGACUAUUGUACAGUUAUUUUGGUGGCAGCUCAAUCAAAGCGCAUUGUGAUUUUUUGGGAUUAUGGAGUUUGAAGAUGGUUGAGAGGAGUUUGUAAAGUUGAAAGUGCUAACGAAAUGUAUUUUAUAUUUCUGUAUUUAAACGAUUUUUAAGAAAAUUCAAAAUUUGUCAUCGAUUUGCUGAAAGUGAUAUAAUAUUUUAUUGGUACUUUUUGGUGUCAAAUUUUUGUAGUAAACUCUGCCAGAAGGCAAGGCCGAGAGAGAUAGAAAGAGAGAGAGAGGAAUAGCUGAGCAGUGAGCAUUUUGUAAGCCUAAGUUUCAGAUGUAAAAGGUUUCGGGUUGUAAAAGUUGGUUCAAAUAGGCGUAGCUGCAGGACUCGUUCAUUUACAAAUUUUCAUUUAAAACCAAAAACCUAAAAUAUAGCCAUUUAACUAAUUAGAAUCUGUGUCUACAACUAAACAGUCAAAACAACACUAAACACUAUCAUAUAUACAAAAAAGUACAUAUGCCACACAUAUUACUAAGUAUAUGCAACUAUGUAUGUCAAAUUUUAGCAUUUCUACUAGCGUAAAAUAUAAAUGUACCCCACAUAAAAGUCAAAUACUAAAUUAUGAUAUUCUUACUGAACCAA
Messenger RNA from Drosophila virilis, 2814 nucleotides. It is a transcript of the gene grim, whose product is annotated as grim. The record is from RefSeq and is a predicted model, not a curated record. Lineage: Eukaryota; Metazoa; Arthropoda; Insecta; Diptera; Drosophilidae.